AUGUCUGAACGAAAAGUGCUCACGAAAUACUAUCCCCCGGAUUUCGACCCGGCGGCAUUGACCAAGAAGAAGGGGCCCAAGCAGGUCGGUCCCAAGGUCCAAACCGUCCGUCUCAUGGCCCCCUUCAGCAUGAAGUGCACCAGCUGCGGCGAGUACAUCUACAAGGGCCGCAAGUUCAACGCGCGAAAAGAGACGCCCGAGAAUGAGAAAUACCUGGGCAUCCAGAUCUUCCGCUUCUACAUCCGCUGCACGCGGUGCAGCUCCGAGAUCACAUUCAAGACGGACCCAAAGAACCAGGACUACACGUGCGAGCGCGGCGCCAAGCGGAACACGGAGCCGUGGCGCAAGGUCGAGGACGAGGACGAGACGGACGAGCAGCGCUUGGACAGGCUGGAAAAAGAAGAUGAGGAGCGCAACGCCAUGGAGGAGCUCGAGGCCAAGACCAUCGACGCCAAGCGGGACAUGGCCGUCGCGGACGCCCUGGACGAAAUCAGGACUCGCAAUGCGCGGAUGGAGCGGGCGAACCACGACGGCAUGCUGGGGGACGCCUCGGUCGUCCGGCCCGAGGACGAGCUGAGGCGCCAAGAGGAUGCGGAGGACGAAGAGGCUUAUAGGAACGCCAUCGCGGCGGCCAAGGCACAGCAGGAGACCUGGGAGGUGAUAGAAGACGACGUGGCAGCCAGAGACUCGCACUCGGCCAGCAACGGGAAUGGUGUCAAGAGGAAAGCGCCAGAGGAGGAGGAGGCGGCCCCUGCGUCCUUCAGCUUCAAGAAGCAGGCUAAAAAGAAGGAGCAGGUCCUCAUCCCGGGCCUCAAAAUGGGGCCCCCUCCUGUACCAGCCGUGAAGCCGGCGCCGGCUCCGGCUCCGACAGUGAAGGCCAAGGCAGUUCUAGUUGAGUAUGGGUCGGACAGUGAUUAA
Molecule: messenger RNA, 918 nt
Organism: Diaporthe amygdali
Lineage: Eukaryota; Fungi; Ascomycota; Sordariomycetes; Diaporthales; Diaporthaceae
Product: mrna splicing protein yju2
Exons: 2
Coding region: 1-918 (305 amino acids)
Biological process (GO): mRNA splicing, via spliceosome
Cellular component (GO): U2-type catalytic step 1 spliceosome
Source: RefSeq, a predicted model, not a curated record